GUUGCAUACAGUCACGCUCAUAACUAAAAUUCAACCGCCAUUCACAAAUAACCGCCGUUUUCAUGCGAGUUAUUUUUCAUUUUUCCAGCAUUUAAAACUGAUUAAUUGUCUUAAAUAUAAUUAACCAUCAUGAAUUCAAGCGAUUACAAUGUUUUGGCCAUCACGAUGCCAACUUAUCUGCAAGAUAUCUUUCGUUCAACAGAGUUAAUACGUUUAAUAUACAAGAAGAUUCAACCAACAAGUGAAAAUUUGAUUGGAAAUGUAGAUAUGAGUCCCAAGAAUUCAACUCAGAGUACGAGCGACUUAAAUCUCACUGGAAAUCCUCUGGAAGUUGACUUAGAUGAUGAUGUGAAAUUUGAUGUGAUAGAAUGCUGCAAAAAAGUAGCAGUAAACUGGACCAAGGAGGAAAGUACCUAUGGACCUUUAAGCUCAAAGGAAGCUGGGGAAUACUUAAACAAUUCUAAAGAAUCAUCUCUGCAAGUAUGUCUAUGUGAUGGGAAAGAUCCAAGAAAAACCUUAGCAAUUAUGCUUAAACAAAAUGACUUUUACAGAGGUAUUAUUCAUUUCUAUGGGUGCUACACAAUUUCUCAGCAGCAAGUCUGCUUUAAUACUAUGUUAACAUUUCAUCAAAGAUACAGUAGAAAGGAUUGUAAAGUAGCAGUUGAAGUAAAUACUCUAUAUGCCAAAUUUGGCCACAAUAAGAGACUUGCUGAAGAUGUGGUACACACAGCCAUAGGAAACUCAGCAUUUAUUGAAGUUUCAUGUCCUGAUCAUUUGUUUAAAAGUGUGAAUAACAAAUAUAAACUGUUCCUUCAAGUAAAUGUAUCCAAUACAGAGUCAAGAUUAUAUGUAUUGUGGCAGCAAUUAAUCAUGUUAUACAAUUUAAUUGAGCAACUGCAAGAUGAAGAUGACCUAGAAAAUUUGAAAAUAUCACCAAACCCAAAAGAAUAUCAUGAAGUUGCUGAUGAUAUUGCAGAAUUACUGAGAAGUUAUGAAACUAAAAGACAUGUGCAUAAAAGGGAAGUAGAUUGGAAAGAUCUUGAUGUAAUGAACAUGAGAGAAGGGUCUUUUAUGGAAAAAUUAUGGGAAUGUUUAAUUAGUUUUGAAGGCAUUCAUGAUGUUCUCCAAGGCUUCCACACACUGUUUGCUGCUUUGGUCAACACUCCAAUCAACUACACAGAGCCAGCAGCAAACAAAACAACAUUGGGUGUGGUUAUCAAUGGUUUGAUUGAGGGUAACAUGGCUGUGCCCACUUUGAAUAUAUCAGUAGCAUUAAAGUUUUUGAUUGAAUUGGGCUUGUAUAAAUUACACAACGAUUAUUUGUUUCUUAUUCGAAAUAUGGAGCCGAAUGGAGAAGGACAUUUCAAAGAAGAAUGGGAGAAAAUAGUCGAAACACAGAAUCAGAUAUCCAAAGCAGCGACUCGUAAAUCCCGUUUAACAAUUUCGAAAGGCAAUGAAAACAUUGGCGAUUUGAUGAAACAAUUGAACCACACUGCGUAUAUGCAUCUCACUACUGAAUUUAUGCUUCUGGCGAUGAACUGCCAAUUGUCCGGAUCGACUACUUUGCCGCAAGUUUACAACUGUAUCUUUAAAUGCAAACAUUUGAAGAAAACUUUCAAGUCUUUGAUGCAUACCAGCGUUGUAGACUUUCAAUGUGAUUUAUAUUCGAGUCAAUAUGAUUUUAUCAAGGAUUUACCGGCAGUUGCAAUCAACGUCAGAUUUUUCAGCGAGGGACGUGCGGGUUCAACAACGACAACUAUUUUUCAUUUCUCUGAUAAACCGAUCUUUCCGGAUACUGUUUAUAAUGAUUAUGGUAUUGAUGUCGAGCAAAUUGAAGAAAAGCAAUACUACGUCCAUUUAGGCUAUAUUUUCAAUAAUUAACAUAUGGAACUGAUGAGGAAAUAAAACUGAUAUCUCGUAA
Messenger RNA from Dalotia coriaria, 1921 nucleotides. RefSeq names its product zwilch kinetochore protein (gene Zwilch). Gene Ontology annotation, biological process: mitotic spindle assembly checkpoint signaling; protein localization to kinetochore. The transcript has 7 exons. Gene Ontology annotation, cellular component: RZZ complex. Lineage: Eukaryota; Metazoa; Arthropoda; Insecta; Coleoptera; Staphylinidae. The record is from RefSeq and is a predicted model, not a curated record. Bases 130 to 1881 code for a protein of 583 amino acids.